CGUGAAACGGCUCAAAAGAACGAUUCGUUCAAGAACCGAACAUCAGUAUCCGGAAGCCUGUGCUGUGUAUGCGGAACUGAUGAAGAGAGUCAAUAAAAAAACACGGGCAACUAUCGCUUUUUCUCAACACGGGAUUUGAAAGCUGCGAGAAUGACAAACGUGUACUCUUUCGACGGCAUUCUUGUAUUCGGCCUUCUUUUCAUCUGCACGUGUGCUUACCUGAAGAAGGUCCCUCGUCUGAACAGCUGGCUCUUGUCUGAGAAGAAAGGUGUCUGGGGAGUCUUUUACAAAGCUGCAGUGAUAGGCACACGGCUCCACAUCGCUGUGGCAGCGUCCUGUAUGUGUAUGGCGUUUUACCUCAUCUUUCUGAAAUGACCCGGAUGAACCGCUCUCUUUGGACACUGGACUGAACGCCAAUAGAAAUGAGUGCUGGCGAGUAUCGCCGGCUUCUGGAGGAGAUGCACAGACAGUGCGCUUUAGCACCCAUUUAAGACCUGCUAUCCAUUUUUGUACAUGUUUAACUUAAGAUUAGAUUUCGGGUAAAUUCGGUCUUAGAUCAGGGUUAAACGGUAACUGAAGCACCUACUUCUGAUUCAAA
This is a messenger RNA of Carassius carassius (crucian carp), 598 nucleotides long. It is a transcript of the gene tmem167b, whose product is annotated as transmembrane protein 167B. The transcript is spliced from 3 exons. Lineage: Eukaryota; Metazoa; Chordata; Actinopteri; Cypriniformes; Cyprinidae. The record is from RefSeq and is a predicted model, not a curated record. Bases 151 to 375 code for a protein of 74 amino acids.